Molecule: messenger RNA, 987 nt
Organism: Symbiodinium natans
Lineage: Eukaryota; Dinophyceae; Suessiales; Symbiodiniaceae
Source: the annotation of a GenBank genome assembly
AUGGAGAAGGCAGGCGAGCGGGCCUUCCUGGAGCGCUUCCAGCUGAGUCCGCCAGAAGGUUUCGAGCAGGUGAGCAAUGACUCGGCGGCUCCCGAAAGAGGCAGCCGCGAGGAUGUCCUCGCAGCCGUGCGCAAGGACGGAUGGGCCCUCCAGCGUGCUCCAGCUCAUCUGCAGGCCGAUCGCGAAGUGGUGCUGGCUGCAGUCGAGCAGGAUGGCUGGGCGCUGCAGUUCGCCGCCCGGGAGCUCCAUGGCGAUCGCGACCUUGUUCUGCGGGCCGUGAGGAAGGAUGGCUGGGUGUUGUCGCUGGCCUCCACCCCGUUGCGCGCGGACAAGGAGGUCGUGCUGGCGGCUGUGGGUCAAGAUUGGCGAGUCCUCCGCAUCGUUCCCGCAGACCUCCGGGCGGAUCGAGAUGUCGUGCUGAAAGCUGUCCUGCAGGAGGGCUGGGCUUUGGAGUUUGCAUCAGCUGAGCUGCAGGCGGACCGAGACGUCGUCUUGGCUGCAGUCAACAAGACGGGAGAGGCCCUACGCUACGCCCGGCGGUUCUGCGGCGACUACGAGGUUGCUUUGGCGGCCGCGCAGAACUGUGGCUUGGUCCUGGCCCUCUUGGAGCCAGAUGUGCAGGACCUGCCCCUUGUCCUGGCAGCGAUCCGGCAGGAUGCCCGGGCCAUGGACUUCGUCGAGCUGCGCCUGCGCCGCGCAGUGCAGGAGGCCUUGGGAUUGCCGUACUGUCCCUGGGUAUCGGCAGGUCAGGGCCAAGAGUCGACACCAUCCACGGCCAGGCUGGCAGAUCCAGCCUUGAAGCGCCACUUGGAACAGCUGGGACUCCCAGAGACAGCUUCGGCCGAGGAGAUCCGGCAGGGCUUCCGGAGAUUGGCCCUGAGGUAUCAUCCAGACAAGAACAGUGAGAAGGAUGUCGGAAAGGCGACCGAGGCGUUCCAGCGCAUCAGCGGGGCCUACGCAGCACUGAAGGAGGCGCUCGGAGAAUGA